Molecule: messenger RNA, 1255 nt
Organism: Pantherophis guttatus
Lineage: Eukaryota; Metazoa; Chordata; Lepidosauria; Squamata; Colubridae
Gene: BKGD
Product: beta-keto-L-gulonate decarboxylase
Cellular component (GO): nucleus
Molecular function (GO): hydrolase activity, acting on ester bonds; zinc ion binding
Source: RefSeq, a predicted model, not a curated record
CUUGCGAGAGCCUAACCCUUUGAGAAGUUGGUCCGGGUGGAGGCUAACGCCCUGCGCGCGCGUUCCUUCUAGUGUUGUAAGUAAACGCAAUGCAAGCAAGGGCGCGUUUUGCAUGAUUUGCACGGAGCUGGCCUGCUUGAUUGGCUGCCUGGAAUAAAACAUGGCUAAGGUGGAAAAAUUUGAUUUUCACAUACCUACUCUGGAGGAAGUGGCUGAUGUUCUACAGAAUGGACUUCGAGGAAAUUUUGCAGAUGUCCAGGUAUCCGUGGUGGAUUGUCCUGAUAUGACUCAAGAACCCUUUUGUUUUCCUGCUAAAGGUAUUUGUGGCAAGCCUAGAAUUGCAGAUGUGGGAGGUGUUCCAUAUCUUUUACCGCUUGUACAGAAAGACAAGGUUUAUGACCUGAACAUAAUAGCGAAAAAUAUACAAUUACCCGGAGCAUUUUUUCUUGGUGCUGGAGCUGUUUCUUCCAGAGUAGUUGGAAAUAAUGCUGAGUUUAUCCCAAUUGUUCAAGCUGAAAAGGAAGAAAAGGCAGCAAUCAAUGGAAGUUACCUAGCCAAGAUCAACCCUGAGGAUGGCACCUGUCUGCUCCAAAAAUACAGCUCCCUACAUAAGGAUUGUGAAUUUGGACUGCUGGCUAAUCUAUAUGCAAGUGAAGGCCUUCCUGGUAAGGUCAUUGAAGUGAGAGCAAAGAAAAGAACUGGUGAGCAGAAUUUCAUAUCCUGCAUACGGAAAGCCUUAGAUAAGCAUUAUGGUGACAGAACAGUAGGAAUGGGAGGUACCUUCAUUAUCCAGAAAGGAAAUGCAAAACUUCAUAUUAUGCCUUCUGAAUUUUCUGCCUGUCCUUUGGAAACUGAUGAGAAGGUGAACAAUUGGCUGAAGUUUUUUGAAAUGACAGCUCCGCUCAUUUGCCAGCCUGUGAUUGUUUCUCAAGAUCCAGGUUUUGAUCUGCGUGUGGAGCACACCCACUGUUUCAGCCAUCACGGUGAAGGAGGCCACUACCAUACGGACACAACUCCAGAGACUGUAGAAUAUCUGGGGUAUUUUGUCCCUGCUGAAUUCCUCUUUCGGAUCGACAGACCAAAGGAGACGCAUAUGGUGGGUCGGGAUUAAAGUCGAACCCAGCUGAUGUUAAUGAAGAAGCAGAAAAUCAAGAGAUGACUAAAUUUGCUUUUCACUAGGUUCAACUAAUGUCUGAUCACAACCUGAAUGUAUUAUUUUUUUUGGCACUUAAAAAUAAAAUAUGGCAAAAUUUGA